Messenger RNA from Xyrichtys novacula (pearly razorfish), 5230 nucleotides. The record is from the annotation of a GenBank genome assembly. Lineage: Eukaryota; Metazoa; Chordata; Actinopteri; Labriformes; Labridae.
GUACUUUGCGCAAGCUUGACGCUCAACAGACUAGUGAACCAAUACGAAUCUGAUCCAAACAGCUAAAUAUGGCGCAGUUCACAUACAGCAAACUGUCUCAUUUACUGAGAAUAUCUAGUAAUAAGGGCUCUAUUUUACGAACAGGAAAAGAGAUGAAACACGGACAUGCGUGCUGUCUGCAGUUCAUACGCUGCCAGGUAUGUUUUCUGUAUUUGUUAGUUCACAGACCUUCAGUUUAGCUCACGAGCAGCUUUACGAUAACGUCAAGGUAAACAACAUGCGAAAAGUAAACCGGAAAUGUGUUGUAAUCCGGUAAAAUGCUUGAAUAAUCAGUGAAACAUGCCCAACGAAUUCAUUUAAAUACAAUGGAAAAAAAUAGCUAUGUCUUUUCCUUCUUGUAACUGUUUCGUUUUAAUUCGUGUCAUUCGCUCUUAUUAAGAAGUAGUUUAAAGGUGACAGCUUUAUUUUGAAAAGUCAACCGGAAGUGUAUGCUGUAAUCUCGUGUAUUUGACUCUUAUACCCAACUGCUUGUUGACUGCUAACUCAUUCACAAACUGUCAAAUAAAUGGACUAUCUGUGACUGUUCGUUUUUAUUUUUCCAUUAUGUUUAUUUCAAAACUUUGUGGGUAAUUCUGGAUAUUAUGAAAUUUUCCAAAAGUGGGCCGGAAAGUGAUAUUAUCUGCUGCAUUUACACUGUUUGUAAAGCGUUUAUUAACCGCAUAUUCUGUCAAAUAAGGUCUUUUGUGGUAUAUUUUCAAAUUAUUUGACAUAUUCUUUAAAGUACACCUAGUAGCUGCAGUGUUACUAUAGCAAAACCUUGUCUUUCUAAAACCUACAAUAAGUUACUUUCACAUAUUAGAUAAAGAAACAGCAAUAAUUUAGAUAGAUAAAUAGAUAGAUAGAUAGAUAGAUAGAUAGAUAGAUAGAUAGAUAGAUAGAUAGAUAGAUAGACUGUAUUGAUCCCAAACUGGGAAAUUCUCAUGUUACAACAGCAAUAAAAACACAACAUAAAAUUAAAGUUAUUUAAAUUAAAUAUAAGAAGUAUGUACAACGCAGACUAAAUAUACUAAAUAUAUACGAUAAAUACAGACUAAAUAUACUAAACAUUCAAGAGAAAAAAGUGACAUAUAGGUCAUUUAGGUUUACCUACUAGAUCCUAGCAAAGUCAGGUGAUAUUUUUUUAAUUUAGGGGUUUAAUCUGUUUUAUUCUUGUCCACAGCGUUCUGUGGACAGUAAGGCAUUACAGGAGAGGCAGAAGCAGCACAUGGCAAGAGGACUCCCGAAACAGAAGCCAAUCACAGGGGUCAAACAGGUCAUUGUUGUGGCUUCAGGGAAAGGCGGUGUAGGAAAGUCCACCACUGCAGGUACAGCCACAUGUUCCUGGUGAGAAUUAAAGACUGUUUGAUUUUCUUAUCCUCCCACAGCUUCAAAAUGAGUUCAGAUGAGUAUAAAGUGUGGUAACAUCGUUCAGUUUCACAUAAAUGAUAUGUAGAAAAACAGAAUGAGGUUUAAAAAAAUCUAUCAAAUGUAUCGGUGUACCAAAGUAUUUCUUUAUUGUUAAUAACUUUUAGGUGUUUACUGUCUGUUUUGGUCUCUCUGCAGUUAAUUUGGCUCUUGGAUUAAUGGCCAACAACCCAGUAAGGACUUGCAUUUACUUUUAGUUAUUUAUUUGCAUUGUUUGUCUUUUUCUUUUCUCCUUUCUAUGUUCUUAAAAAAGGCACUUAUACCAUUUCAGAACUUCAAAAAGUACAGAACUUUUUUUUCUCACAGCAGACUGUUAAGUAAUUACUGUGAAAUAGCUGAAGUUCAUUUUUAUCUGUGUAGAACUAUGUUCUCUGGAGGAUUGACAUUCAGCUAGUGUCUUGCUUAUGACUCAGAUCAUUUCAAACCGUUAUGGGGCAGAUAGAGAACCUCAUUUGCACUGGCUGUGAAGAAUCAGUGUGGUAAAGAUUACUGAGUCUGUGUCUCCUCUCUUUCCCUCAGUCUAAGUCAGUCGGCCUAUUGGACGCCGACGUCUAUGGUCCAUCCAUUCCCAAAUUGAUGAACCUUAAGGGAAAUCCAGAUCUAAGUGACAGUAUGACACAUUUUUAUCUUCCCCUCUGUUUUUCCCCUGACCAUCAUCUUGGGUUGUUUUGUAUUUAUUGACUGAAGUGUUUUUCUCCUCCUCGCAGACAAUCUGAUGAUCCCACUUACCAACUAUGGGAUUCCUUGGUGAGUCCUUCCAGUUAGAAUGUUGUUUUCACUCUCAAACUCUUCAUGUUGGGGAAAAUUGAAAUAAUAGCCUGUUGUGCUGUCUGUUCUGACCCUCUCCCAUUGUCUCUCAGCAUGUCGAUGGGUUUCCUUGUGGAGGACGUGGCUCCCAUUGUGUGGAGGGGGCUGAUGGUGAUGUCGGCUAUAGAGAAACUGCUCAGACAGGUGAGAUGAGUUUAGAAAGUGAAAGUCACAGUGUGAAAAUGCACUGCUGAGGUAGGGCAACAAGUCUGAUUUGAUAUAGGUGCAUGAAGGUUGUGUUUGAUUGUAGGUGGACUGGGGGUCGUUGGACUAUCUAGUAGUUGACAUGCCUCCGGGUACAGGAGAUGUCCAACUGUCGAUCUCACAGAACAUCCCAGUUGCAGGUUAGUCCCACAAACACACACACACACACACUCUCAUCAUUUUACAUAAACUGCAUCCAGUUCAGUCCACUAACUAGAUACAAUAAACUUGUGCUAUUUUGUUUUGUUAGGUGCGGUCAUUGUGUCGACACCACAGGACAUCGCCCUGCUAGAUGCUCGCAGAGGAGCUGAGAUGUUCAAGAAAGUUAAUGUGCCGGUAAUUCCUCUGUGCAUGGCAUUGAAAGUCCCAAAAAGACAUGAGACAUCAUCUGUAACACCUGCUGUUAUAUGUUAAAUGGGUCACACACCCAAACUAUUUUUUCUUAUCUGUGUGGGGUCCCAGGCACACAAAUUAUUUUUUGCCUUUUUUCUUGUUUCUUAUGGAGUUUUACAGAAAAUCGGUCUUUAUAGAUGCAAAUAGCACUCUGUUAGACGUUUAAAAUAGCUACUUUGUUCAAGACAGUUCAUGUACCUGAAUCUCUGUGCAUAUUUGUCAGUAAAUAAAAUUCCCACCAUGAUUUAAAAACCUGUUGGAGCCAAAACUAAAUAGAUCACAAAGUACUGUACUGUACUUUUUUGUGGGUCACAUACAAAUAUAGGUUGUUUUUUUCUACCUUUAAAGGGAUCUUAGCCCACACACUUAUAUCAGCUGGUUUUUCUCGUCCUUGGAGGUCACAUACAGACGUAGGUUUUUUUGAUUCUAUGAGGACACACACCUGUAUUAUAUCUUUGGGCUUACUUAUGUUUAAUGUGACUAAUCUUUAAUCUAUAGAUGCAUACAGUUAUAGAGUAACAGGAGGUUAAAAACAUCCUGGUUGGUGUUCCUGCAGGUUCUUGGUCUGGUGCAGAACAUGAGCGUCUUCCAGUGUCCUAACUGUAACCACGAGACUCACAUCUUCGGCUCUGAUGGGGCUCGGCAGCUCGCGGACACUCUGGGGGUCAAAUUCUUAGGUAAGUACCUUCAGCCACAGUCUGUGUAAAUUCUAGUCUUAUUUAGUUUAAACAUACUGGAAUAACUUUUCAUCUUUAUUCACAUUAAACAAUCAUUUUGACAAAUUUUCUCAUUCAUGUGAUUUAUCCCUUCUGUAUCUAUCCAGGUGACAUUCCUCUUCACCUAAACAUCAGAGAGAUGUCAGACAGAGGGACUCCAGUGGUUGUCUCGUCCCCAGAUAGCCCAGAGGUCUCUAACAUGUCCACUACUAUAUGUUAUCAUUCUACAACACUUUUUGUAUUUUUGUUUUUUCUGUUGUAUUAUAUUUUGUAUUUUAAGUGCUAUGUGUGUGUUUGCAUUCACUCUCUAGGCCGAGGCAUACAAGAAGGUUGCAUCUGUUGUCGUCCAGAGACUCGAGGAAGUCAACGCCUAAUGAACAGCUUCUCAGAAAGUCAGCCAACAGACUGGGAUGAAGCAAAAAAGACACAACGGCAUCAGAUUUAUGCAAAGGAAGACAAAGAUAUUCAUAGAACACAUAAAAAACAGAAACGCACAAACUUCUUCUCUGUCGUAACGCACAAAGAGUCAAACCCACAGCACUGAUCGCAGCAGCGCAGUAAUGUACUUUGUGUAACUACAGUAUAACUGAAUAAAUGUGAAUGGUUUAGUUAUGUUAUAUUUAAUAAAACAGUGUGCCAAAGCCUGUUAGCUCAUGAUUUCAUGACUUUUUAAUUUUUUUGUAUCACAAUUUGCUCAAUGUGCAGUUCUAAAUGACACUGGGGAGGUACCUGUUUUCUAUAUUUAGUAUGAAUUACACAAGGUUCAAUUUGUUAAAAUGCCAAUACAUCAACAAAACAUCAGACUCAACAGAACUAUUUAAGUUGCUGAACUGUAGUAGGACAACAACCUUGUAUCAACACGACAGAUUGAAUUAAGUAUUUAAAUCAAUGAAUAAGGACCAAUGGAGGCAAUAACAAUAAGAAACACAGAAAUUACUGUCAGACCAUGCUCUAUGACAACUGAUAUAACUUGGAAACAACUAGUGCAAGUUCCUUAGGAAAUAAUGGGACUUUUUUCCCCAUUCUUGCUUGAUAUACGAUCUCAGUUGCUUCCCAAAAAGCAAUAUCUGAUUUAAUAAAAAUCAGAUAUGUGUCACAUAUGGUUAAAAAAUCAGAAUUGACCUGCAGUGUGAACAAAGCUUUAGAGGUACAUUCGUUAUAAGGUUUAAACAUGUGGCCGUACGAUAUCCAUUUUUAUUGUUUUCCAAAUUCCAUUUUAAUUUUUUAGAAUUCCGUUUUUUACCUUUUACACUUACUAAUACCAUAGGGCGUGUGCUUUUAGUGUCAGUAAAUAAAAUGUCAAUUAAUAAAAUGCAAAUAUUACUAAAUUUUAAACUGUAAUCCAUAGGGAUGGGCAUUGUGUUUUUUUUUUCCUUUCUUUGGUUUGGCUUUGGUUUCUUUCUGUCUUUUUUUUUGCAUCAGUAACUUCUGUUGUGGUUCCUUUCAUUUGCAUUAUUUUUUAUUUGCAGCAGUGGCAGUUCUCGGCCACCGUACCAGUGUGACUUUAGUUUAAAAGAAACAUUUCAGAUGAAGCAGAAAUAAAAGUUUUUUAAAUACACCAAUCUGAGAUAUGACAAAGAUUUUUGUAUAUGUUGUGAAGUUACUAAUAAAGCUAUUAACUAGGCAAUGUAAAGCCUGAAAAUGAA